Messenger RNA from Paramecium sonneborni, 2459 nucleotides. Lineage: Eukaryota; Ciliophora; Oligohymenophorea; Peniculida; Parameciidae. The record is from the annotation of a GenBank genome assembly.
AUGGAAAAUGAUUAUACAAUAAUUGAGAUAAAGGAUUCCUCUAAAUAAGGAAUAAUAAUAAAUAAGGUGAAAGAAAAAGACUCAAGGGGCACUAAUUAAACAGGUUUCUUAUCCUUACACAUUUAAAAAAUUAAUAUUUCCUAUGAAGAUUUCACAAAAUUGAGAAAGCUAAAAAUCUUAAAUGUACUGUAACCAAGGAAUUAUUAUGAGACAUCAUUUGAGAAAAUUUUAAUUUUUCCAGAUAUAUCAGAACAUAAGCUAACAGAUCAAUAAUUAAUUAAUGAUGUUUUUAGAAUUUUGUUAUAAUUAGCCCUAAGUAAUUUUAUUCAUUAAUAUAUAGCUUAUGCUGAAUUUGAAAAGAGAGAAAGCUUUUGGCCUUUAAAUUCUAUUAGACAAUUAUAUUAUUUAUAGGGAAUAUUAUAUAUUUCAUUGAUAGAAUAUGAUUUUAUAAAUCCUUAAACUUCGUAAUCUCCCUUUUAAAUUUUCAAAAAGUUUACCCUUAAUCAUUUUUAGAACUUAAUACCAAAUAUCAACACUUAUUUUUAAUAAAAUAGCUUCAAUUCAAUAAUUACUUUUUUAUUAGAAAAGAACGGAAAUUUUCAUAAAAUAAAUUAUCUAAAUCCACCAUAUGAAAAUGUUUUGUUAUAUUUACUUAAUGUUAAUAAAUAACAUUAACUUGCUUCAAUAUAUGAAUAAGGAAAUUCAGUCGUAAAGGGUUUUUCAACACCUGAAUGUUUAAACUAAGUUUAUUCAAAUCUUUAUGAUAAAAUAGUUUAUAAAUCCUCAAGAUUUUAAUAAGAAGAAUAUAAAGAUUAAAUUUUAUAAAAUAUUUAGAGAGAAAUAGAAGUAAUGGAAAAAUGUUAUGACACAGAAUUCAUUGUGGCAUGUUUUGCUUAUAUUAGAAUUUUUGAAUACUCUUUUCUCCUGUAAAAGCGAUUUGUUGGAACUUUAGCAGAUUUUUUGAGAAAAUGGUAGGUAAAAAAAGACAGAACUGAAUAAUAAACUAUAAAAGAUGUACUCUUCAUAACAAACAGAUUUGCACUAGGUAUUUAUGAAUUUAUAUCAAGCUCUAAAAUCGUUAAAGAAAUCAAACAUUCUUCAUAGGGACCUCAAACCUGAGAAUUUAUUUUUAGACCAUGAUGAACUUAAUUAUAGUUUCAUAUAUAUUGCUGAUUUUGAUCGUUCUAAAUCUUUGGAUGGCCAAACGGAAUAGAUUAUGACAACAUAAAAUGUAGAAAAUACAGCAAAGUAUGACCCUCCAGAAAAAACUUAAUCAUUUAAAUAUGAUAACUAUUAAUUUGGUCUUAUUAUUUUAACAAUAGCCAAUAAGGGCAAAUAUAUAGGAAAUGAAAUUUAAGGAUCGAGAUAUUUUACAAAUGAAGAACAUGAAAGUUUUUAUAGUAGAUAAGCUAUUGAAAAGGCACUUUCACAUACAAAAUAUGACAAAGUUUUUUUAGAUGUCUUAGCUUAGUGUCUUAAAAGAAAUCCUGAUGAAAGACCUGAAAUUGAAGAAAUUUAUUCAAAAAUUAAUCCAUUAUAUUUAAAAACCAGAAUAAGACUUAGUUCGUCUACUAAAUCUAGUGGUAAUGAUUAAUCUAAUCAAUAAAAUUUGCCUAUAUUAAAUCAACAAUAAAAUAACUAUGAUGCUAACAAUAAUUUAUAAUAUUAACUUUAAGGACCUAAUCAAACAAAUUAUAAUUAUAUGAAUCAAGGAAAUUAUAAUAGUAUGAAUUAAGGAAAUUAUAAUAAUAUGAAUUAAGGAAAUUAUAAUAAUAUGAAUCAAGGAAAUUAUAAUAAUAUGAAUUAAGGAAAUUAUAAUAAUAUAAAUCAAGGAAAUUUUAAUAAUAUAAAUCAAGGAAACUUUAACAAUAUAAAUGAAGGAAAUUUUUAUAAUACUAAUCAAACAAAUUUUAAUUAAACACCAUUAGCUCAAUAAUAAAAUUAAUAGUUUAAACCUAAAAUAACAAUUUAAAAUAAUUUAAAUCAACAAAAUUUUUUUUCAACAUAAUCAAAUUAACUUUAAUAAUAAUAAAUUUAACAUUAAUAACCCCAACAAUAUUAAUAAUACCCACAAUAUUAAGAGUAAUCUCCAAUCCAAUAAUAAUUAAAUUAAUCAUCAUCCUCGUCAUCAAAUUUACAGUUUUAAGCUUCUUAUUAAGAUUAAUCGCCUAUCCAAUAACAAUCGCCAAAAAUACAUUAUAAAUAACAACAGCCAUAACCGCUACAGAAUACAAAAAUAAAAAUAAUAUAACUUGAAAGUUAACCUCAGGAUUAAUAAUACAUUCAUAAUUUUUAAGAACAUCCUUCUAAUUAAUAACCUGAAGAAUAUAACAUAACUUAACAGCCUCAAAGAAAGAGCGUGAAUUAAAAAAUAAAAAUGAUACAUCAGUAAUAAUUUAAAAUAUUUAUAUAGGAGUGGCCCUCUGACCCCAGGUUAAAAUGCUUCUAAUUUAGAAUGA